Molecule: messenger RNA, 4614 nt
Organism: Mus caroli (Ryukyu mouse)
Lineage: Eukaryota; Metazoa; Chordata; Mammalia; Rodentia; Muridae
Gene: Slc25a36
Product: solute carrier family 25 member 36
Biological process (GO): pyrimidine nucleotide import into mitochondrion
Cellular component (GO): mitochondrion
Molecular function (GO): pyrimidine nucleotide transmembrane transporter activity
Source: RefSeq, a predicted model, not a curated record
CGACUCCUCAGGACUCGCACUGCGCAGUCCGGCGGAGCUCGCUGGAGCAGGAACCCCGUGGGGUGGGAUCGCGGGUGGCCUUCCGCAGCGGCGGCUCCGCCCACUCCCUGGCGUCCCCCUUCUUGGCCCUCGCCGCUGGCCGUGGCGGCCUGCUGGGUCCGUGUCCCGCCUCUGCUCCCGGAGGACAUGCAGAAGAGAGAAUGAGCCAGAGGGACACGCUGGUGCAUCUGUUUGCCGGGGGAUGUGGUGGCACAGUGGGAGCUAUUCUGACAUGUCCACUGGAAGUUGUCAAAACACGGCUGCAGUCAUCUUCUGUGACAUUGUAUAUUUCUGAAGUUCAGCUGAACACCAUGGCUGGAGCCAGUGUGAACCGAGUAGUGUCCCCUGGACCUCUUCAUUGUCUGAAGGUUAUCCUGGAAAAAGAGGGCCCUCGCUCGUUGUUUAGAGGAUUAGGCCCCAAUUUGGUGGGGGUUGCUCCCUCAAGAGCAAUAUACUUUGCUGCUUAUUCAAACUGCAAGGAAAAGUUGAAUGGUGUUUUUGAACCUGAUUCUACCCAAGUACACAUGGUUUCAGCUGCAAUGGCAGGUUUUACUGCAAUCACUGCAACAAACCCCAUUUGGCUUAUAAAGACUCGGUUACAGCUUGAUGCAAGGACUCGUGGGGAAAAGCAAAUGGGUGCUUUUGAAUGUGUUCGUAAAGUAUAUCAGACAGACGGACUGCGAGGAUUUUAUAGGGGCAUGUCUGCCUCCUAUGCCGGCAUAUCAGAGACAGUUAUCCAUUUUGUUAUUUAUGAAAGUAUAAAGCAAAAACUACUGGAAUGUAAGACUGCUUCUAUGAUGGAAACUGAUGAGGAGUCUGUGAAAGAAGCAUCGGAUUUUGUGAGAAUGAUGCUAGCUGCUGCCACCUCAAAGACCUGUGCCACAACCAUAGCGUAUCCACACGAAGUUGUAAGAACAAGACUCCGUGAAGAAGGGACAAAAUACAGGUCUUUCUUUCAAACACUGUCUUUGAUUGUUCAAGAAGAGGGCUAUGGAUCUCUUUACCGUGGUCUAACAACUCACCUGGUGAGACAGAUUCCAAACACGGCCAUUAUGAUGGCCACCUACGAACUGGUGGUCUACCUUCUCAACGGAUAGCAGCAGGGGCUGCCAUACUGCAGAGCAGGAAGACCAAAAGAUCACCGUGGACCAUGGAAUCUUGAAGCCAGCCAGCAUGGUGGACAGAAGACAGUAGUUGGGAAACAUGUAACUACUGUGGCUGAGUGGAAGUUUGGUUUUAGGAAGUAAGGUACCAUACGACAUUAAUCUUUCAGUGAGGAAACCCUGGGCCGACUCGUAAAGAAUGCUUUGAAAAGCAUUCCUUUCUCAAAAUUGCCAUUUUCUCUACUAUCGUUCACCAGCUCCAGUUUGUUUUACUGGUUUAUGACAUUCAGAAUAUAGUGUUAAUUCCAUGAGCAUUUUUGGUUGUUUAAACAAAAUCAUUCCUAAGUGUAUACUGUACUGUAAUUUUCCAAAGAUGGUAGUGACAGUUACAAAUGACUAACUUGAACUUCGGCAAUACUGUAAAAUAACAAGUCGGUCCUCAGUACCACUUCCCCAGGAGGGCCUGCCUGUUACAGUGCUUUACGUUAUCUGACACCCAUAAUCACUGUAUUCUGACAGCCAGUGAAGUAGUAUCUAAAUACUUCACAUUUUCAACAUCAAAAUGUUAGGGUCACAGCUAAAAGAUCUCCAUCAUAAUGUGGACUUAAACAUAUCAAACAAACACACACAGCUAAUGGUUUGGGACUAUAAAAUAAGCUAGUGGAUACUGACUCAGUGACUUAGCAUCCUCAUACCUUCUCCAAUUAUGUGAUGCAGGUAUGGAUAUAAUUUUAAUUCAUAAUGUGAUUAUCACAGUCUCAUACCUACACAUUAUUUACUUUAAAAGUAGAAAACUAACGACUUGAAUUUUUUCUACUUAGUUUCACAUUAAGAACUUUAACCUCUGAAUUAUUUCCACAUCUUUAUAAAUUAUUCUUUAUUGGUAGAGGAAAUGGUAAUUUUCAGUUUUGCCCUUUAUAGGCUCCUUGAAGUGAUAUUAAUAUUUAGGACUAUAAAUAUUACAAAAAGACACACUCAGCUAUCAGAUACAGUAUAUCUUAGUUGGCAGAGAGCCUACAAGCGAGUGUGCUACAUUGCACAAAUGUUAUUCCUAGUUCCCUAAAUGCUCUCUCAUAGAGUCAGGCUAGUUUUAGUUCAUUGUGUUAACAAGAUAAUAGUUUUUAAAUUUUGCUGUUGAGUCAACAACAUGUUUGAAUACUUUAAUAUAUAUGGCCAUUAUAAAGGUAUUUGCUGCAAUACUAUAGAUUUUCCUAUGGAUGUUGCUAUACUGGCAUAUAAAACUUCUACAAUUAAACUCUACUGUGGUACUCAUCAGAGAACCUUAACUUUACACUUUGUGCAAUGGCUUUCUCUUCAGAAUGACUUUGUGAAUGCACUUUGUGGCCUUUUGAGGGGGUAAGGAUCAGGAGAGAAUUCACAUUAAUUUCUUUAACAUUGUUAUGUAUUAGGCAGAAGCAGUAUUCAUAAUAUUUUUCUGGAUUUUAGGUAUGUUUUGGAGAUCUUACAGUAUUUUAAGUGUGCUGUGUAAUGCCACAUUAUGGGGGGAAAAAAGCUGCAUGCCAUUGAAAGCUUUCUCUGCUGUCACCAAUGAAGUCUAAUCCCUCUUAAGUUUCUCACCUUGACUUCCUUGUAAUCAGUAACUGGAUGUUUUUGAGGUGCUCAAUUGGAAUUAAAAAUAUUCCAAUCUAUUUGGAGACCAAAGGCACGUUUAGAUUGUUACCUUUGGAAUUAUUGUAGCUUUGACAUCUAUUACAUGGAACAUACCAAAAAAUAAAUCCCCACCCAGGGGUUUAACUUAAAUCUGUAGAGAAGGUCUCAGGCUAUAGUGUUUGCCUCUUCAGGUGCCAUUGAUACUGCCUAAUACAGUGCCAUUUGCUCUGUGAAGAUCCAUAACAAUUAUGUUGAAUGUCGGACAUGUUCUCCUGUGUUACACAGAUCUCAGAUGAUGAAGAAUAAUAUGAAAACCAGCAGCCAAGGAACAGCUUGUGUUGUCGUAGCAAAUCCACAAUAAGUGUCCUUCAGGGAUAACAUGUAGUAGUCGGUAUUUUACAAGUAAAACUUACAUUAGCCUCUAGUGCUUUUAAAGUUAGCAUGUGAUCUGCAGGAAAGGGGGUUUUAGAGUCUCAGUGUUUACUUGUAAAGCAACCGCUGGAAAGGAGCAAGGAGAUCUGUUUUAUUUUUUCCCUGAGCGUUGUCUACCAUAGUUUACUUCAUGACAGAGAUAAUCCAAAAAACGGAAAUCAUAUAUAUGUUUUAUAUAGUUUAUCUAUGAAGUAUUUCUUUGAAGAUUCUAAUUGUAAUUUUUUUAAGUGCAUACUCAGAGCAUUGGAUUUUUUAAAAACUUGUUUUCAAUUAGAUAAUUUUUUUUAAUGUCUUAAAGAGCUAGGGUGGAUCUUGUUGUAUACUUUUGUUGCAGUCUUCUCAAAAAACUGAACUUACUCAGUCGGGCUAGAGCAAUAGCUACUAGAAGCAGCCCCUCACACAGCAGCAACUACUGUGGCUCAAAUGCCUGAAAUUUGGAUAAUCCAGAUGGUGAGUUGCAAAGCUGUAGUGGGAUACCAUACAGUGCUUUAAGUUUCCCGGGUUGGCUUCUACUUCAGCUUUUGUUUGUUUUAUAUUUGGACUCUUGUUGCCUGAGAUGACCUUGACUCCUGCUUCCCCUGCCUUUGCCUAUAAGUACCAGCGUUACAGGCUUGCCCCUCCACGCUCACGGACCUUGUUCCAGUUCUCAUUGUACAACUGUGUAGAACCAUCCCGACUCAGAGGGGCUCGAGCUAGCUUGUAAUUCUGAUACCAUGACAGCGUCGUUAGGUCACACAGCCUGACCCUUUGUCCACUUUUGGUAGCCUUAUCAGGAUGAGCACAACAUGGGGUGUCCAGAAGAGUGAAUGUUCACUCACCAAAGUCUAUGAACAUGUGUGGCUCUAAAGCCAUGAAAUCCUUAUUUCAGUUUGAAGAACUUCAGUGGUAGGGUCAAUCUCCUCCUUCCUCUGAGGACUUUCCUUCGUGCUUCUCAGUUCACAUGCUCUUCUGUCCAAUCUGCCCCUAUGGUAGGGACCCCUGCGGCUGAUGCACAGCUCGCUCGCCUCCUUUACUGUGACUUCCGACAUUCCUAAGAAGAUCCACGCAUCUGGGUAAAGAGGACAGACCUUUACUAUAUAAAAUGAAGAGUGCUUUCUGCCCCUCGCAUACCUUCUCCCCUAUAACUUUGUUUCUCCUUAAUUGCACCUGGAUUUUUAUGCUGUCCACUUUAGAAAGUAAAGGACUAGUUCUGAUCAGUUAUGCUAACCUUUCUGAAUGUACCCCCGUGGAUGUGAAUUAAAUUAUACCAAUCACUCACAGCGUAGUCAGCUUUAAAAGAGCUGAUGAGCUUUGCCCAUUCAUGUGAGUGUUGCUAUUGUUGCGGUUUUUGUACAUGGCUGCAAAUUAUGUGCAUUUAUGUUCUGUUUAUGUUAACUAGCUGACUUGUACUUGAAUUAAAAUUCAAAAAAUUAAAAUAUGCUUUUGAAAA